AUGGCCACCUCUGGCCGCCUCAGCUUCACGGUGCGCAGCCUCUUGGAUUUACCCGAGCAGGACGCGCAGCACCUGCGGGAGCGGGAGCCGGAGCUGCGCGUCCCUGGGCCCUGCGCCCCCUGGCUGGAAGCGGAGCGCGGCCACUACCCCUCUUCCGACGAGAGCAGCCCCGAGCCCAGUCCGCCCGGCUCGUCGCAGCGGCAGAAUCUCGACUCGGACGCCGAGAAGAGGAAGAAGCGGCGGGUGCUGUUUUCCAAGGCGCAGACGCUGGAGCUGGAGCGGCGCUUCCGGCAGCAGCGCUACCUGUCGGCGCCGGAGCGGGAACAGCUGGCGCGCCUGCUGCGCCUCACGCCCACGCAGGUGAAGAUCUGGUUCCAGAACCACCGCUACAAGCUGAAGCGGGCGCGCGCGCCGGGGGCCGCCGAGACCCCCGACCUGCAGGCCGCCGCCGAGACGCGCGCCGCGCCCGGCCUGCUGCCCCGGGUGGUGGUGCCGGUGCCGGUGCUGGUGCGCGGCCGCGGCGAGGUGGGCGCGGCUCUUGCGCCCGAACCCAGCAGUGCGCCCGCCGCCAGGGCCUGCCCUCUCCCGGGCUUCUCCGCCUUCGCGCCCUGCUCCGCGCUCGGGCUCUUCCCCACCUACCAGCACUUAGCGCCCCCCGCCCUGGUCUCCUGGAACUGGUGA
Erinaceus europaeus (western European hedgehog) is the source of this 681-nucleotide messenger RNA. It is a transcript of the gene NKX2-8, whose product is annotated as NK2 homeobox 8. Gene Ontology annotation, biological process: regulation of transcription by RNA polymerase II; cell differentiation. Gene Ontology annotation, cellular component: nucleus. NCBI's taxonomy places the organism in Eukaryota, Metazoa, Chordata, Mammalia, Eulipotyphla, Erinaceidae. The record is from RefSeq and is a predicted model, not a curated record. Gene Ontology annotation, molecular function: RNA polymerase II cis-regulatory region sequence-specific DNA binding; DNA-binding transcription factor activity, RNA polymerase II-specific. The transcript is spliced from 2 exons. The coding region runs from base 1 to 681 and encodes 226 amino acids.